AUGGACUCGCCACCAACUUUCGCCACACCAGACUUUAUGCAAAUCUUGAAGCUGAGGAGUGUGCAAACAUACAACGUCUCGAUAUCUGGAGGUCUCCCCCCCAUAUCGACAUCUUCUCCUGAAUUUGGAGAAAUAUUCAUUGGCCACCGCAUCCCUGAUGAUGCACGCAGUGUCCCCGCCAAGUUCAUCAAAGCCUGCUGGAGACUAUGCUUUCAUUCCGGUAUUGAUACCAUCAUAUCUGAGGAAGCCAUUCCGCUAUAUUUCACCCCUUGGGAGAAUUCGACUCAAUUCGUCGCGUGUCCUGUGGUGUGGGAUAUGACAGCAUUCGGCUUGGCUGACGCAAUUUAUAAAUUUUAUCGCUACAAUAACACCACCGAUACAUGGGAGGUCUCGACCAAGCGUCCUAUAGUCCCAGAGUACUCAAGGCUUUACAACUGCCAGGCUUAG
Molecule: messenger RNA, 447 nt
Organism: Aspergillus affinis
Lineage: Eukaryota; Fungi; Ascomycota; Eurotiomycetes; Eurotiales; Aspergillaceae
Exons: 1
Coding region: 1-447 (148 amino acids)
Source: RefSeq, a predicted model, not a curated record